This is a messenger RNA of Daucus carota subsp. sativus, 997 nucleotides long. RefSeq names its product eukaryotic translation initiation factor 3 subunit K. The record is from RefSeq and is a predicted model, not a curated record. The transcript has 8 exons. Gene Ontology annotation, cellular component: eukaryotic translation initiation factor 3 complex; cytoplasm. Lineage: Eukaryota; Viridiplantae; Streptophyta; Magnoliopsida; Apiales; Apiaceae. Gene Ontology annotation, molecular function: translation initiation factor activity; ribosome binding. Gene Ontology annotation, biological process: regulation of translational initiation. The coding region runs from base 160 to 858 and encodes 232 amino acids.
GGGUGUUAUCCGGGACUUUAAUUGGGUUGAGAAUUGAGCCCCGUUUAUUGUGCGUGUAUAAAAAAAAUACACAGAGUUCAGUUUGCCCUAGCCGUUUAAACUUGUUCCGUAUCAUCUCUCAGCUCUGCAUAAACUCAACUUAUCUCCGGUUAGAGAGAGAUGGGGAGAGAGAUGACACCGAAGCAACAAUCACCGAUGUCCUACACAGUGGAGCAGCUCGUCGCCGUCAAUCCUUACAAUCCUGAUAUUCUCCCUGAUCUCGAAAACUAUGUCAAUGAACAGGUCUCGUCACAGACAUACAGUUUAGAUGCCAAUCUGUGCCUCCUUCGCCUUUAUCAGUUCGAACCAGACAGGAUGAACACUCAAAUUGUUGCCCGCAUUUUGAUCAAGGCUCUCAUGGCAAUGCCAGCCCCAGAUUUCAGCCUUUGCCUCUUCUUGAUUCCAGAAAGAGUGCAAAUGGAGGAUCAGUUUAAAACUCUAAUUGUUCUCUCGCACUAUCUUGAGACUGCGAGAUUCCGUCAAUUCUGGGAUGAGGCAGCCAAGAGCCGCCAGAUAGUAGAAGUCGUUCCAGGUUUUGAACAAGCAGUUCAAGAGUAUGCUAUUCAUGUAUUGUCCCUGACUUACCAAAAGAUUCCGAGGACUAUACUUGCCGAGGCAAUUAACUUUGAAGGCCCUGCUCUGGACAAAUUUAUUGAGCAUCAGGUGGCAACUUCUGGUUGGCUCCUUGAGAAAGGUCAUGACAAGAGUCAACUUAUUGUCUUACCUUGUAAUGAGUUUAACCAUCCAGAGCUGAAGAAGAACACUGCAGAUAGCAUCCCCUUGCAGCACAUUACUCGUAUUUUUCCCAUUCUUAGUUAAGUUUGAGACUGCGCAGUUAUGAACUCCUGAUUUCUAAUGUUAAAGCAGAAGCUUGUCAAAAAUUGAUUAUGUACUCUACAUCUUGUGAUGUACCUACUAGUGGAUUUAUUUGCAUCUGGACCAAAUUUUAUUUCUCUCA